CUCACGUAAUACUCCCGUCAAUAAGCUGACUUGUUGGAAAUGCUUGAGGAUCUUUACAUGUGUCCAACUGCAAGGCGCAUGUAACAUUAGCGAGGACUGAAGAAAAGUCAAAGCGCAAAGAAAAGAAACAAACAAACCAAAACCCCUCAGCCAAACCGGAGCAGACGCAAGAUCGCUAAUUGGAACCGAACCAGUCCACUUCUCUGAAGGUCGCACUGUGGCAGGACUCUCUCUGACUGAAGGGCACAAGCUGCCAUGCCGUUUGGUUGUCUCACACUCGGGGAGAAGAAGGAUUACAACAGUCCCACAGAGGUGACUGACAAAUAUGACCUCGGACAAGUUGUUAAGUCGGAGGAGUUUUGUGAGAUAUUUCGAGCAAAGGACAGGAACACCCUGAAAAUGUACACAUGUAAAAAGUUUAACAAAAAGGAUGGAAGGAAAGUGAGGAAAGCUGCAAAGAAUGAGAUAAUGAUCUUGAAGAUGGUAAAACAUCCCAACAUCCUCUCGCUGGUUGAUGCAUUUGAAACUAAGAAAGAGUACUUCAUUUUUCUGGAACUUGCUACAGGAAGGGAGGUGUUUGAUUGGAUCUUGGAUCAAGGGUACUACUCAGAGAGGGACACCAGCAACGUAAUGAGGCAGGUGCUGGAGGCUGUAGCUUACCUGCACUCUCUUAAAAUUGUCCACAGAAACCUCAAGUUGGAGAACUUGGUGUACUAUAAUCGUCUGAAGCACUCCAAAAUUGUUAUCAGUGACUUUCAGCUGGCAAAACUGGAAAACGGACUCAUUAAGGACCCAUGUGGGACUCCAGAGUACCUUGCUCCUGAAGUGGUUGGAAGGCAGAGAUAUGGACGACCCGUGGACUGCUGGGCCAUCGGUGUCAUCAUGUAUAUACUUUUAUCAGGGAACCCUCCUUUCUAUGACGAUUCUGAUGAAGAAGACCCAGACUGUCGUGACAAGAACCUCUUUUUAAAGAUUUUGUCUGGGGACUAUGAAUUUGAUUCUCCAUACUGGGAUGAUAUUUCUGAUUCUGCAAAGACCCUGGUGGCUUCUUUGAUGGAUGUCGACCAAGAUCAGCGGUUGACAGCUCAGGAAGCUAUAGCCCAUGAAUGGAUUUCUGGAAAUGCGGCCUCAGACAAGAAUAUAAAAGAUGGUGUUUGUGCACAAAUUGAAAAGAACUUUGCCAAAGCAAAAUGGAAGAAAGCUGUCCGGGUGACGACCCUCAUGAAACGGCUUCGAGGUCCUGAUCAGGGUGACUCAGGUGCUGCGGGGGGCGCUGCUGGGGCAUCAGCCGAUGCCCACACACCCAGUGGUGAUCCUGCUCCUUCAGCUGGGGGCAGCAUCAGCAUGGCCGCGGCGAUUAAGGCUGCUCUUAAAGAAAAUGCCUCUGACACACAGACUGCAACCAACCCUGCACAAUCUGUGCAGCCUGCAGCCAGGCAGGAGGAGCCGCAGCAGUCACGGUGCAAUGGGGAUGCUCCACAAAUGGUGCCACAGAGAAAAGGAGACUAAGCCAACUGAUACACAAAUAAGACCCAUGAUACGGUAAGUCAUGGGCCAACAAGCACAUGUAAAAUCUAACCAUCUGGCAUCAUGAAUACGUCUUUGUGCUGUCUGACAAUCAUAGUUUGCAAACCUUUCAUCUUUUGCCUUUUGUACUGGUUGAUUAUAAGUGUUCUCCACCUUCCUUUUUCCUUUUGUUAUAUUGUGUAUAGGUCGCCCAAAACGAUUGUUGCAAAGAAGCUUUUUAAUCGUUUCCCCUUCCUUGAGAACUGUAUAAAAUAUUCAGGUAAUUCUUUGCUCAUUGUGUAACUUAGUGAGAAAAAAAAAAAUCAUUGUAGCCUUAUUGUAUAUACAUUCAUCAAAAUAAAUUGCUACUUUUUAGCUUUAGAACCUUGAAGUCUGAGUUUAAAUCUUGUAACUUAAAAUUAUAAGUUGAAAUAGUUGAUCUUUGAUCACAUUAUAGUUGUUUUUAAAUUAAAUAAAUACUUUUUGAGCAUAUUUGAGUGAAUGUUCCUA
Cyprinodon variegatus (sheepshead minnow) is the source of this 2016-nucleotide messenger RNA. It is a transcript of the gene camkva, whose product is annotated as caM kinase-like vesicle-associated protein. Gene Ontology annotation, cellular component: intracellular anatomical structure. NCBI's taxonomy places the organism in Eukaryota, Metazoa, Chordata, Actinopteri, Cyprinodontiformes, Cyprinodontidae. The coding region runs from base 256 to 1509 and encodes 417 amino acids. The transcript is spliced from 11 exons. Gene Ontology annotation, molecular function: ATP binding; calmodulin binding; calcium/calmodulin-dependent protein kinase activity. The record is from RefSeq and is a predicted model, not a curated record. Gene Ontology annotation, biological process: peptidyl-serine phosphorylation.